AAUGGUUCUACAUAAGGAUGAUUCCGGUGACCGAUCAGUUAAAGGAGAUUCGGAGAAAGAGGCAAAAGACAAUGAUCCUUCAAAGUCACCGCAGUACAAUUGCGAUUUGUGUAAAACACAGUACAAAAGUUGUUCAGAAUAUGACAAUCACGUAAAGUCAGCAGAUCAUGUUCACAAGAAAAAAAAUGAAGAUGCUAGAACUCGCUCGCUCGCUCAAAUAGUUAAAGCAAAAGACGAAAAGAAAAGCGAAAAAGAACUCCAACGAUUGUUGAAAUACGCCGACGAUAAGCAGAGACAAGCCCAAGAGAGAAUACCCUAUUAUGAAACGGCCUCGAAAGGCCAACUGACUCAAACCUCGGGAAAACUAUCUUUCAAUUUACAAAAGAAAUCUACUACGUUAUCAACCAUUUCUUCAAUUGUUUUCUCAACAAAAACACCACGAAUUGAUAAACUAGAUAAUAAUAAAGACAGUUCGCUCAAGAAAACCGAUGAUUCAGAGUCUAGCUCAACGGAGAUGGAUAAAAAGCCUAAAAAAGAGGAGGUAUUUAUUUAUGCUCCAGAUGAUCAAACAUACUUGAUGGUUGAGCUGUUAGAUCAUAAAAAUAAAUUUAUUAAGUGGCCUAAAGAUAUGUGUAAGAGUACGGAAUCUGAGCCGAAAUUAAUAUAUAGUGAAUAUAGUGAAUUUGAUGGCUGCAAAGAUGUUUAUAUGUGUGCAGAAGAUAUGUCAUCUACAGAAAAAGUUAGAACUGACUCUGAUAAAAGCUGUAAUUUAUACGAAGAAGACGAUUUAGAUUUCGAACCCGACUCUGAUAGAGAUGAAAGUGAUGGAAAACUUAUUGGAGAAGACAAGCAACCAAACCUUACACCUCUUCCCAAUAUUCCUCAGAAUAAACUACCCGAAGAUUUAGAUGAAGAUGACGCGGAUCAUCCUAACUUCUUACAGUUUCAACCAAGACCUGUGAAACUAGGAAAGAAAGAAAAGGAAAAGGAUAAGAAAUUGAGGAGAGAUAAUGCAAAGAAGAAAAAGAGGAAGAGGGAUAAAAGCUCCGAUAGCGAAAAUUCAGAAGAUAAGAAGAAAAAGAAGAAAAAGAAACAUAAACGUGAAAAAGACCAUAACGAUAAGAAAGAAAAAAUAAAGAAAGAUAAAGAGAAAGACAAAGAUAAAACUAAAGACAAGAUUUCUGAAGAGAAAGAGAACGAAGAAGAGAUAAAAGAUAAUUCUGAAGCUGAAGUGUCUAAAAUUGAAAAAGAUACAUCAAAUUCUGAAGGAAAGAAGACACCUGAAACAAAAAUCUUCAAGUUAGUUGAAACUAUAACUACAAGACGGAGUUGCGAUGAUGAGAAUCUUGAAAAUAUUGAUCAAGAGACGAAAACGAGUGACAAGCUGGAAGGUGUUUUAGAUGAAGAGGUCAAAGAAAGUCCUAUCAAAGUGGAAUUAGGAUCUGAUGUUGAUGAAAAAGACGGCGAAGAAAAUUUAAACCCCUUGGAAACAAAUAAGAUAGAAGUAGAUCUCGAGACCGAUAAAUUAGAUUCUGGUAGGAAAAGGCAAUUAUCUCCUGGAAUAUCAAACAACAGUAAACGUUCAAAAGUAGAGACGAAAAAGCUUGAAGGAGUUGUAAAAGAAACUGUUGCCAGCACAUGCAAAUCGAAAUGGGAUACGUCCAGCUCAGAAAGUGAAAACGAACACAUUGAAAAAAAGAAAGAACUAAUCAAUAAUCGCUUGGAGACAAUUGCCAAGACCAGCUAUUCAAAGAGUGGUCUAGAUCUAGCUCAAGAUCUAGAUCCAGGUAUAGAUCAAAAUCGAGAUAUGCAAGUAGAUCCCGAUCUAAGUCCAGAUAUGGGGGAUAUAAACCAAGAAGGUCUCGCAGGAGCUAUUCGAGAAGCCCAUCCAACAAAAAGAAGUCCAGUCGAUACCGCAGAAGUAGAAGAUAUUCUAGAAGUUACUCAGAAUCUAGGUCCAGAUCAAGAUCCAGGUCUUAUACAAGAUCUUCAAGUCGUAGUAGUCGAUCUUAUAGCUCUUACACUCCAUCCUCCUAUAGCAGGUCUUACUCAAGAUCGUACUCAAGAUCAUAUUCUAGAUCUAGGUCUCACUCAAGGGGAAGAGGGCGGAGGAGAAGACGCUCAUCAUCUUAUUACAGAUACAGCUCCAGCUCAAGAAGCUAUAGCUACUCCUCUGAUUUCUCUAGAAGUCGUUCAAGGUCUUACUCUUACUCUAGAUCGAGAUCGCAUAAAUGAGACUAAAAAGAGAAAAGAAAAAGCUGGUAAAAAGACACGCAUUGGAGUAAAUAAUACCAGCUCCAGUAAGCUGCCUUUUAUUGGAAAGAAGAAAGCUUUAAUAAAAUCAGAUGCACAGCGUAAUAGCCUUGAUUCUGACGAUGAAGAAAGCACGAAAUUUAGGAAAACAGUAUCACAAAAACUUUUUAAGCAUAUAGAAGAAAAGGAAGUCAAAGAAUUAAAUGAGGAAAAAUCUGAUAAAGACAUUGAUACGGACAGGGAAAAAAGGGUGGAAAAAGAUGAUAUUCCUCUUCCUGAGAUACCUCCCGAAGCAGGAAGUACAUUAACCGUUUCAAAUUCUAGGGAACCCGAUAAAGAGGAAUCCCACGGACAACAUCUUUUUGGUGCAUACACAAGUUAUGCCAAUCAGCAACAACAGCAACAGCAGGCGGCUUAUAUUCUUCCAUACAUGUAUGACAAUAAUGCCUAUCCCAUCACGUCUUCCGCAUGUUCAGCUCAACCGGAAGCAUCAACAGCUCAAGAAGCUGAAUUAACCAAUUUUAUUGGCCCCAAACUGCCUCUAAAUCAUCCUCUGGUUAAGAGUGGCCAAGUACCGCCUCCCCCUCCUCCGCCCGAAGAGGAAGUAGAGCCGAGAGGUAUGGAGAAUGUUAUACCACCAGAGAAAGCUGCCGAGUACGCUGCUCUGCAAGCUCAAGCUCAAAAGCAUGCCUUGAGGAAUAAUGGUCAACUGGUUGAGGAAGAGGAAGAACCGCCUAUGGAAGCUACGCCAUGUUCUACACAAAUGAUGGUACCUCAAGCUGCUGCUGCUGCUGCUGCUGCCGCUGCUGCUACACCAAUAUUAUUACAAGCACCCACCAAUAUGUCAUCUUCCAAUUCUCUUUAUUUACCCUUUCAGUCGAUACCUCAAGCUGGUACUCCUGUUGUUCUACCACCGAAUGUACAAUUUGCUUCAGGUCUGCAAGGUUUGCAAGGAGCAUACUCUGUUCAUCAUUCCCUCUUGCUUGCUAGGCAACAGCAAGCUUUUCUCCAACAGCAGGCCGUCCUUCAACAAGCUGCCGUUGCUCAACACCAUGCAGUGCAACAAGCUCAAGCAGCAGCAGCUGCUCAGAGUGCGGCCCUACAGCAUGGUACAGGAUUAAUAGCAACGCCCAGCGGACAUAUGUUUGUCUCGUUGCCACAAGGUGUUCAAAACGUUCCAACUACUCUCCCUCUAGUUGUAACGGGGGGACAUCAUCUUAUACCAAGUAGAUUCGCAAGACCGUUUAUGUGA
Dimorphilus gyrociliatus is the source of this 3505-nucleotide messenger RNA. Lineage: Eukaryota; Metazoa; Annelida; Polychaeta; Dinophilidae. The record is from the annotation of a GenBank genome assembly.